This is a messenger RNA of Dibothriocephalus latus, 735 nucleotides long. NCBI's taxonomy places the organism in Eukaryota, Metazoa, Platyhelminthes, Cestoda, Diphyllobothriidea, Diphyllobothriidae. The record is from the annotation of a GenBank genome assembly.
AUGUCGGCGGCAAGUUCCAGUGGCUUUGAUCAGUAUAUGACAAUUUUCUCUCCAGAAGGGAGACUAUUUCAAGUUGAAUAUACUUUUAAGGCUAUUAGUUUAGACGGUCUUACGUCUGUUGGCAUCCGGGGAGAGAAUUGCGCAGUUGUUGCGUGUCAGUGCAAACUCCCAGACAAACUAAUUGAGCGCAGUUCUAUUACCAGGCUCUUUAGCCUUACUCCUCGUACCGGUUGUAUAAUGACGGGCAUGAUGCCUGAUUGCAGAGCGCAAGUGCAACGGGCCAGGUAUGAGGCUGCCAACUUUAAAUACAAAUAUGGUUAUGAGAUGCCAUGCGAUGUCCUUCUUAAACGAAUCGGAGAAAUCAACCAGGUUUACACACAGUCCGCUGAAAUGCGUCCCCUUGGUUGCGCUAUGAUGGCUAUAUCCUAUGACGAGGAACUUCAAUGUGCUCAACUUUUUAAAACGGACCCAAGUGGUUUCGUUGCUGGUCAUAAAGCGGCUUCAGUGGGAACGAAGCAAAUAGAGGCUAAGAAUUAUCUCGAAAAGAAGUUAAGGAAAAGACAAAACUUCACAUUAGAUGAAGCCAUAGAGGCUGCCAUUAGCUGUCUUUCACACGUAUUGAGCAUGGAAUUCAAACCAAACGAACUCGAAAUCGGAGUUGUCUCCAAGGAGGACCCCAUUUUCAGGCAAGCUUUACUGGCACUUUAUAUUACUUGUUAUUUGAGGCGCAGCUGA